AUGAAUGUGUUUCGUCUGGCUGGUGACGUGUCGCAUCUGUUGGCAAUUAUUAUUCUGUUAAUUAAGAUAUGGAAAUCCAGAUCAUGUGCAGGCAUUUCUGGGAAGUCUCAGGUGUUGUUUGCUCUUGUCUUCACCACCAGAUACCUGGACUUAUUCACCAUCUUCAUUUCUCCUUACAACACAGUCAUGAAGGUGGUGUUUUUGGCGCUGUCAUACGCUACUGUGUACAUGAUCUACAUGCGCUUCAGGAACACUUUUGACUCUGAGAACGACUCAUUCCGUGUGGAAUUCCUGUUGGUGCCCGCUGUGUGUCUGUCCUUACUUAAGAACUACAAGUUCACUCCUGUGGAGGUGCUUUGGACCUUCUCCAUCUUCCUGGAGUCUGUGGCCAUAUUGCCACAGCUCUUCAUGAUCACCAAGACGGGCGAGGCUGAAUCCAUCACCACCCACUACUUGUUCUUCCUUGGCAUGUACAGAGCCCUGUACAUCGCCAAUUGGCUCUGGCGCUACCACACAGAGGGCUUCUUUGAUCAAAUUGCUGUGGUGGCUGGUGUUGUGCAGACUAUUUUCUACUGUGACUUCUUCUACCUUUAUGUCACAAAAGUGCUAAGAGAAAGAGGAAAAAUGACCCUGCCGAUUCCAGUGUAG
This is a messenger RNA of Nerophis lumbriciformis (worm pipefish), 648 nucleotides long. The record is from RefSeq and is a predicted model, not a curated record. NCBI's taxonomy places the organism in Eukaryota, Metazoa, Chordata, Actinopteri, Syngnathiformes, Syngnathidae.